Molecule: messenger RNA, 1206 nt
Organism: Lachancea sp. 'fantastica'
Lineage: Eukaryota; Fungi; Ascomycota; Saccharomycetes; Saccharomycetales; Saccharomycetaceae
Source: the annotation of a GenBank genome assembly
AUGACGGUGCUAGUUUUAGCGCAAAGAGCGCUCAAACUAGCGAUAACGUUGGCUUCUAUUGUGAUAUUUAUCCAAGGGGCACUGUCUAUUGUGAUUCACCAGUUUGUGGUGAACUGGUUGCUGCCUAAUGAUCCGAUUCGUCGACAAAAGCAUCUGAACUACACAAAGAAGAAGUUUAUCCUGCUGUUGGUGACAAUUCUGACCGUUGUGGCCCCUUCAAAAGUGAGAAUAACGACGGAUGGUCGCACGAUGCCCAAAAACCUGUUCUCCCAUGACCUUUAUACUGGAGGAUUGCUGUCUACUUUGAAGAGAAAGUCCAUCUUGAUUUCUAACCAUCAAAUAUACACCGAUUGGGUAUUUCUAUGGUGGUUGGCUUACACCGGUGGACUUGCAGGCAAUGUGUUUAUCAUGCUCAAGCAAUCGCUUGCACGUAUUCCUAUAAUGGGAUAUGGGAUGGAAAACUACAAGUUCAUCUUCAUGAAUCGCAAAUGGAGCAAGGACAAGAUCAAUUUGGCUAACCGAUUGAGCGAUAUGGACCACAACGCCAGAGGCGUUGGUGAGCUGGCUGGGAAACAGUUUUCCACCAAAACCGAAGAUGGCCUGGAGAUUUGGACUGACCAAGAUCCUCAAUUCGUGGACAAAAAGCAAAUAAGCUGGCCAUAUUCGCUGAUUAUUUUUCCAGAAGGCACAAAUCUGAGCCAGAAUACUCGUAACAAGAGUGAGAUCUUUGCAGCAAAGUCAGAUCUCAAAAGUUUCCGGAAUUUGGUAAUUCCCAGGACAACAGGCCUCAGAUUUGCAUUGCAAGAACUUAGAAACAGCUGUGAAGUGGUGUACGAUGCUACCAUCGGGUAUUCGGGCGUUAAACAGAACGAAUACGGACAGGACAUCUACCAAUUGGGAAACAUUUUCCUAAAGGGCCAGUCACCGGAGUUGGUGGAUAUACAUCUCAGAGCCUUCGAGCUCGACGAGAUUCCCAUAGAUGACGAAAACAAGUUCACGGAAUGGUUAUUGAAUGUUUGGAGGGAGAAGGACGAACUCUUGGACUACUACUACGAGCAUUCGAGCUUUGACCGUAACCAGGGCGAAAUAAGCCAGGUCGUUACGGGAAUCUGCAAAGUUCAGCGUUUAGAAAUGGUGCAAAUGCUGGCACUUCCAUGUUUGACUGCUUUAACUAUAGGAGUUUUAGUAUGGAAGAAAUAUGCUUGA